Messenger RNA from Sphaeroforma arctica JP610, 276 nucleotides. RefSeq lists its product as hypothetical. Bases 1 to 276 code for a protein of 91 amino acids. NCBI's taxonomy places the organism in Eukaryota, Ichthyosporea, Ichthyophonida. The record is from RefSeq and is a predicted model, not a curated record. The transcript has a single exon.
AUGGCUAAACAACAUCCGGAGUGGAUUUCAGAUCAGGACGGACACUUGAGAACGAUGAUGCACGUGCAGGAGGCCACGGAAAUUAUUUGUCUCAUUCGUGAACAACUCCGCCAACUUCGUGAAUUUUCAAUGGCGAAUGUUGACAAGUCCACGUUCAACGACACGGUCCAGACAACAUCGGGUGAUGAUUUUCUUGAGCAACAGGUACAACCAACAUCGCAGGACUUCUCAAUACCCACCGCAGGCAUGGACGACACCAACUGGCCGGUUACCUAG